Messenger RNA from Amoebophrya sp. A120, 476 nucleotides. Lineage: Eukaryota; Dinophyceae; Syndiniales; Amoebophryaceae. The record is from the annotation of a GenBank genome assembly.
GGCCCGCCGGCCACGCUUGGCUGCCAGCUAGCUUGCGGCCCGCGCGCGCCUCACGCCCCCCGCGCCACCGCCCGGCCCAAUUCCCGGCGGGCGAGGCGCAGCGCCGGGGCCGGAUAGGGCCGGCGGCCGCGCCAGGCCGAUGGGGCCCAUCGCUAGCUUGGCCCGCCCGCCGCGGGCUCUUCCGCAAUUUUCUGGCCCCGGGCUUGGGCCCCGCGCCAGCGAUUUCUUGACCGGCGUCAGACAUGGGUGGACCCUGCGUCGUUCGAUCCUCCGUCCCCCCGGCGCCCGUAGUGUCUUCUCCCGCGCGAGGACACCAAAGCGAGCUGCCCACUCAUAUUCUACGGCGUGACGCAGUGCCGCCGGACCGCGGCGAAGCGGCAGCGCGAGGCGCUUUCGUUCGUCGUCGCCAGCUGCAAAACCUUCGACCGCCGUGCAUGCUCCGCCACACCGUGCAGACCAACGCCGUGGCGAAGUAG